AAAAGUGGGAAUUUUCAGCAUUUUCUUACGUUUUCGUGAUAAAGAUAAAGGUGAUAAGAACAAUAUCAAGCCAUUUGCAACUCUCGCGGUCGUACCCGUUGGAAAAGUAGACCGAGAAAGUAGAAAACCGUGGAAAACUGCGCCCGCAGAGGAAAAGGAGUUUGCCUUUUGCUUUUUCUUUACCAAAAAAGAAUCCUUUUACAAGCUCCGGGAAGGAAUCAACCAACUCAUAAUCAACCCUAGAGAGCACUAAUUCUGCGUCCAGCAAAAUGGGGGACCGAAACGAUCAAACGCUGAUGGACAAAUCGAUGCGGUCGGUUUUUGUGGGGAACAUACCGUACGAAGCCACGGAGGAGAAACUUAAGGACAUUUUCUGCGAAGUAGGACCCGUUUUGUCACUGAAACUAGUGUUUGAUCGAGAAAGUGGCAAACCGAAAGGCUACGGAUUCUGCGAAUACAAGGAUCAGGAGACAGCGCAGAGUGCGAUGCGAAACCUGAACGGAUACGAGUUCGGCGGCCGUGCGUUGCGUGUUGAUAACGCGUGUACGGAAAAGUCGCGCAUGGAAAUGGCCGCCCUGCUGCAGGGUCCACAGGUGGAGAACCCGUAUGGCGACGAGUGCAGUCCCCAGGAGACGCCCGACAUCAUAGCCAAGAUCGUGACGCGCUUGCAGCCCGACCAGAUGUACGAAAUAAUGCGACAGGCAAAGGUGUGCCUGCAGAAUGAUCCGAGCGAGGCGCGUACCAUGCUACUGGAAAACCCGCAGCUAACCUACGGUUUGCUGCAGGCGGCAGUUGUAAUGAGUAUUAUUGAUGCCAGUGCGGCUCCCUCGUUUCUCCAUCCACGCCAUAACAUGCCACCGGUACUGACGGAGGAGGGCCCGGUUAUGGUCGGUUCAAAUCACAAAGAACAUAUGCACCCGGGAGCUCCUUUCGCUGGCGAGAUGAACCGACAUGAUAAUGGUCCACGAAAAGGGGCCACCUUCCACGACACAGACGAACGGCAUUUACACAAUGAUCGGAUGAGUGGACCACAGGCAAUGCCUAGCAUGGACAUGGAUCUACGAAUGAUGGAUCCGUUUAUGACACACCGGAUGCCGGAGGUACCUUCAGUUGGUCCCAACAUUGCCGACCCAUUUGCACCCGUCGAUCCACGCCAGCAGCGACCCGUUGAUCCGCGAUUAAUGAAAGACCCACGUCUGGAUGGUGCAUCAGGCAGUAAACAGGUGUCGAUUCCGGGACCGCCGACAUCCAUGGAUGCACUAACAGAAAGACCGAACCUGAAACCGAGUACCGCGGAUGCUUCCGAUCAAGAGAAGGCGGCAUUGAUCAUGCAGGUACUGCAGCUUUCCGAUGAACAGAUCGCUUUACUGCCGCAAGAUCAGCGUGCCAGUAUUCUUGUUCUGAAAGAACAGAUAUCCCGCAACACUCAGAAAUAAUCCAGAUUACUAUCUUACGAAAUAAACAGUUUUUAAGUAAUAAACAGUUAAACAUCGACCCUCAUUCAUGAACACAAUGCCACCAAAUUCGACUUUUUCACAAUCGAUGUGUUGCAAGAGGGACGCACAAUGGCCAUGCCGAUUGAUUUCGUGCCCUCAACUACAAAGAACGGUUCCAUUCAAAUCAAACACAGCUAAGCCGCCCCACAAUGCUUAAAGGGCUGUUGGUAACAACAGCUCUCCUUUGCAGACCAUUGAUAGAUGAAUGGAAAAUCGUAUAAUUGGAACAACGCGAACAUGAUCGUAGAACGUGGCCGCAUCCACAUUUAUUCUACAGUCACCAACAGACCUUGGGAGCAGAAGGAAAAUCAAAACGCCUACUUUGUCACAUAAGCGACGCGAUGGACACCGACACAAAAUCUAGUGCUCGAUGAUUACAAAUUCUCACGAGGGGACGUCGCUGUCGCGUUCACAGAAGCAGGAAAAAUGUGUCAAAUGCAUGCCCGCCCCAUACCGGAUUUCGUGCGAAGGUCCUGCGUUGGGUAGCACGGCGAUAAUCAUAGGUUUUGCCAUACGCCCACUUCCGUGGAUGGUAGCUUUCGCAUAAUGGUUUAAAUGAUUUGACACCGGCAAACCGCAUCACGAACAACCGCCGGUGUCACACAUUGUGCACCCUGGCCCUUUGUACCCCUACCCCGCACACA
Molecule: messenger RNA, 2140 nt
Organism: Anopheles darlingi
Lineage: Eukaryota; Metazoa; Arthropoda; Insecta; Diptera; Culicidae
Product: cleavage stimulation factor subunit 2-like
Exons: 3
Coding region: 270-1436 (388 amino acids)
Biological process (GO): mRNA 3'-end processing
Cellular component (GO): mRNA cleavage and polyadenylation specificity factor complex
Molecular function (GO): mRNA binding
Source: RefSeq, a predicted model, not a curated record